Hemicordylus capensis (graceful crag lizard) is the source of this 3432-nucleotide messenger RNA. RefSeq names its product protein phosphatase 1 regulatory subunit 36 (gene PPP1R36). Lineage: Eukaryota; Metazoa; Chordata; Lepidosauria; Squamata; Cordylidae. Gene Ontology annotation, molecular function: phosphatase binding. The coding region runs from base 108 to 1415 and encodes 435 amino acids. Gene Ontology annotation, biological process: negative regulation of phosphatase activity. The record is from RefSeq and is a predicted model, not a curated record. The transcript has 11 exons.
AGCAUUGCAUGAUGGAACUUGUAGUUUUCCGGGAGGAAGCCGGGCUGUUCGGUCCCAAUGGGAGAGAGAGCUGUUGCUAGGAUACUGGCAGUAAGCAAUGCCACACCAUGUCGCAGCUUCAGUUUCUGGAGCUGCCCAAGGGAGCUGUGCUGCCUAUUACAAAAAUUAACCCUGGUUUGUGGUACUGGAAAGAUGACACUAAAACCCUUGAAUUUGCAAGUGCUUAUCCGAAGGAGGAACCUAAGGAAAAGUUUAAAAAAGGCAAAACUAUCCACUUCCAGGAAUCUGGGUCAAAAACACUGGACAGAUCGACUCCUAGUUAUUUUCGAGAUAUAUUUGCUCUCCGAAACAGUAUCCGAGGAGCAGAAGACAAAUCGCCUCGACCGGUGAAGCGAGGGCAGAAUGAAUUGAUUACUCUAGAUGAUGUUAAGUUUGCUGCUUUGUUUCUGGCAGAUGAAGAUGAAACCUUUCAUGUGCCUUCUUUCUCCAUUGUUAUGAGAUGUAAGCAGCUGGAUGGUUUCCUCAUGGCUUUGCUGUACUAUAUUUCCUUCUUUUUGGAAAAGAUAGCUUUGGAGAACAAGCCGAAAUCCUUUAUGGGGAAGCCCAGUGUCCUGGAAAAGAAAGAAAUGAAGGAGAAUAGAAUCAAACUAGCCGUGACUAAAAAACACCUUGCUGAGAUGUACUGCAUCCUUAUCCUGGGACUGGGAAUGGCUGAGCAGCAUCACAUGGCUUGUGGAAAGAGGAAAAUAUCGACUUCACAGAAAGACAGGGAUUUCUUUGAGUGCUUGUACAACUUCUCCUCCUAUGUGGCUUUCGUGACAUUCAAGCAGAAGAACCUCAAGGAAAUCCAGCAGGAAGUUGGCAGGCUGCUCCGCUCCAACAUAUUCAAUCCUGCUCUGAGGGACAGAACCACGCGAAAGGAGGUGAUUAAGACGGAUAUUACCAAGGAGGCCAAGAAAGUUAAAUUCCCCUACUGCAGGAGUGCAGAUGCCAGACAACCAGCCAUAAGAAGUGUCAUGGACCAGCGAUCGCCAGUGCUUAGCACUUUGCUCCCUAUGGCUAAGGACAGUGCUCAGUACCUUUUCCAGAACCAUUACCUUCGUCCUGGCAAAACAAGCCCAAGCUAUGAUCCUGAAGACCUGCCAGAGCUGAGCUCUGUUGUGACACAAAACAAGAUUGGCAUCAUUGGAACUCCACGCAGCAAGUAUAAUCCUCAUACGCUCAUUCCUCUUGGGAUACAGGACGAAAUGGAGGAGGACAAUGAAAGUCUAAGAACGAAGACAAGCAUGUCUUCAAUAUGUUCUCGAGAACUUACUGCUUCUUCUCAGAGGGGUACCCAAGACAGUGGAAGCCACACAUGUGUUGCAGUAUCAAGGGCCACCACUGAAGGAGACUAUGUUGAGAAUCCCCAGUAGUGUACAUUAGGAUUAGGGUUUAGUUUUCCACUUGUUCAAUACACUUCUUUGAAGCGGCAACUGAUUCAUGUCUGAUUGACCGAUCAAUCAAUUGAUAAUAUUUUUAUCUUGCCUUUCAGGUUAAAACCUCUGAAGGUGGCUUACAAAACCAAAAACCAUAGAGAACAAAAGCAUUAAACCCCAAUAAAAAUAGAAGCAAAACAAACUUGGCGGCAACCCUCCAUAUAGUAAAGGAAACAUGCUUUUAAAAACCCUGGGAACAUUAGAAAGGCUUUCAGCUGGUGUCACCAUAGUGAAUUCCUCAAAUGGGAUACCAGAUUUGACGUCUUUUUACUGAAGACCAAGGGGCAGUUUGGCCAACCUAACAAUAUUUUCAACUCUACAAACCUUUAUCAGUUUUAUAGCAGCUCUAACACUCCUAACUCUCCCCCGAGAAUCUUGGGAAUUGUAGUUUAUUGAAGAUGCUGAGAGAUCUCUAUUAGAGAUCACUACCUUGCCUACCCCAAACUACAAGCAUUUGGGAGGGCAAAUUCUCUCAAGUUAUUUCUCCCCACAAUGGAGAUUGAAAUCUCUUUCAGAAAAGACAUGUCAAAGGUAAUGGAGGAAAGGUCUAUCAAAGGUAUCAUGGAGGAGAGGUUUAUCAAUGCCUUCUAGUCAGAGGGCUAUAGGCCACCUCCAGCCUCAAAGGCAGGAUGCCUCUGAGUACCAGUUGCAGGGGAGUAACAGCAGGAGGGAGGGCAUGCCCUCAACUCCUGCUGUAGGCUUCCAAUGGCAUCUGCUGGGCCACUGUGAAACAGGAUGCUGGACUAGAUGGGCCUUGGGGCUGAUCCAGCAGGGCUGUUCUUAUGUAAUAUCAGAAUGUCUAUUAAAGUAUCUGCUUCUCUUCCAACACAGAGAUUAGGAAGGUUUUCUUCUGCUGAUUGACUCGCAAGCAUGUGACAUUGGAGGAAUACAGACACAUAUAGCUAUUCUGAUUAUUUUGCAUGCUUUUUGCAGCGUGGCUAUUCAACCCUGACCUUUAGAGUUAUGAACAACCAGCCCUCUUCAUGUUCCACCAUGACACACUGGAAAGAUGGAACAUAUCUUAGGAAUGUGUGCAAGUGAGAGCUAGUGCCAUUAACAUCUUAGCUAGCCACUCUCUCUCAGCCUUAACCACCACCCCUCUCUGCAAAACAACCUGGGAUCAAGUUGCCUUAAGGAUCUCCUCCUCCUAUAUAAAUCUACCAGAGCACUCAGAUUAAAAUUGGGAGCCUUGUUCUGUGUUCUUCCAUCAUCUGCAGGUGGUCAGAUGAGACAGGGUCUUCUUGGUUGUGGUUCCUAAGGUAUGGUUUGAGUUACUGAGGGCUGCUCACCUAGGAGGCUUUUUGGCAGCUGAUGAAAACUAUUUCAGAGGGCUUUGGGACUGGACAAAGACGGACUAUUUCUUAGGUCUAUCAAACUAGACUCUAAGAAACAUGCUUCCAAUGGAAAGCACAUCUUUUUUCCACACAAAAAACAGCAGUGGGAGGAUGUACAGAUCAGGACUGAGGCAGGAGGGGAAGAGAAGCUAACUGCAAAUACCAACUUUGGGGGAAAGAGCCACAUAAGAACAGCCCUCCUGGAUCAGGCCCAAGGCCCAUCUAGUCCUGUUUCACACAGUGGCCCACCAGAUGCCUCUGAGGAGCCCACAGGCAAGAGGUAUGUGCAUGUCUUUUGUAGGAUACCACAAAAGCAGGGAAAUAGUACAAAGGGAAACAGUUAACCUCACCUAUGGCUGGAGCCCCCUCCUCUUCCUCAUCUAUGGCUGGAGUGUGUGCGCGUGCGUGCGUGCAGUGGUGUAGCUGCAAAUUCAGACAUUCAAGCGGUCUCCAUGACAGCCCCCAUAACCACACCCACGCUUACAGCCAUGCCCCAUAGCCAUGCCCCCAGUACAAAACAUGCCAAAAAUUGACCUCUUUCUAUAUUUUUAAUGCAGUUUUGUGGUAAUUGUUUUGUCUGCAAAUAUGUAGGCUAUAAAAAAUAAAACCUGCCCAAAGUA